GUUGCAAUGAACUCAACUCUGGUGAUUCUACUUCUUUCGACCCUGGCUUUGGUGCAGGCGAGGAAUAUUCGUUGGUCUGAGGAGGACAACUCGUCCCAAGAUCCAAGUGUAAGCCAUUCUCAUCCGCACUCCGUCAACUGGCCCUGUGAUGUGGGUCACUUCCCAGAGGCCUUCGUUCUAAUGCACAAGGUGGAUAAGCGACUAGAACGAAUUGACAACGAGAGUACCAAGAAGCGGAUCGAGAACUACGCCGUCAAUCAGUUGAGGCAGUGCAUCUUGGAUGGCCAGAUGGACGUGCACUGCGUGCGGCGUUCGAUUGGAUUCACCAUGUCAUUCAUUCAUCACCAAAUGAGCCAGGCCUAUGCAAUGUAAGCUCACGACUUGGUGAUCAGUUGAUCAGUUGAUAUAAUUUAAGGACAUUCCUUUUUUGCAAAAUCAGUUUUAUUAAUCAAAUUCUCUCAAACCAACUAAUUGCUUACAAAUUAUCAAAAUAAAUUAAGCUUAAAUAAUAAUUAA
This is a messenger RNA of Drosophila sechellia, 516 nucleotides long. RefSeq names its product female-specific independent of transformer (gene fit). The coding region runs from base 7 to 372 and encodes 121 amino acids. The transcript has a single exon. Lineage: Eukaryota; Metazoa; Arthropoda; Insecta; Diptera; Drosophilidae. The record is from RefSeq and is a predicted model, not a curated record.